Molecule: messenger RNA, 2339 nt
Organism: Thermothelomyces thermophilus ATCC 42464
Lineage: Eukaryota; Fungi; Ascomycota; Sordariomycetes; Sordariales; Chaetomiaceae
Gene: cat1
Product: catalase
Exons: 7
Coding region: 1-2154 (717 amino acids)
Biological process (GO): hydrogen peroxide catabolic process; response to oxidative stress
Cellular component (GO): cytosol
Molecular function (GO): catalase activity; heme binding
Source: RefSeq, a predicted model, not a curated record
AUGCAGAGCAAGAUCACCGCCCUUCUCGCCUGGGGCGGUCUGUUGGGCCUGUCUCAGGCCGCAUGCCCCUUUGCCGACCCGGCCGCACUCCAGAGGAGAGAUGAUGCUCCGCCGGCUGACAUUCUCGAAAAGUACAAGGUGGAUGACAGCAAAGGCUACAUGUCAUCUGAUGUCGGCGGUCCCAUCGGGGAUCAGGCCAGCCUCAGAGCCGGCGGCAGAGGUCCAACCCUGCUCGAGGACUUCAUUUUCCGCCAGAAGAUCCAGCAUUUCGAUCAUGAGCGGGUUCCCGAACGAGCUGUCCACGCGCGCGGUGCCGGAGCUCAUGGAACUUUCACUAGCUAUGCCGACUGGAGCAACCUCACGGCGGCGUCGUUCCUGAGCUCGGCCGGCAAGAAGACGCCGGUCUUCGUCCGCUUCUCUACCGUCGCCGGAUCCAGGGGCAGCGCCGAUACCGCGCGAGACGUCCACGGCUUCGCGACUCGAUUUUACACCGAUGAAGGCAACUUUGACAUUGUCGGAAACAACAUUCCCGUCUUCUUCAUCCAGGAUGCUAUCCAGUUCCCUGACCUCAUCCACGCCGUUAAGCCGCGGCCAGACAACGAGAUCCCUCAAGCGGCCACCGCCCACGACUCGGCAUGGGACUUCUUCAGCUCGCAGCCCAGCACGUUGCACACGCUGUUCUGGGCCAUGGCUGGCAACGGCAUCCCCCGCAGCUACCGUCACAUGGAUGGCUUCGGCAUCCACACGUUCCGCCUCGUGAAGGAAGAUGGCUCGUCCAAGCUCGUCAAGUGGCACUGGAAGACUCGUCAGGGGAAGGCCAGCCUUGUCUGGGAGGAGGCUCAGGCGGUGGCCGGAAAGAACGCCGACUUCCACCGUCAGGAUCUCUGGGACGCGAUCGAGUCCGGCAACGGCCCCGAGUGGGAGCUCGGCGUCCAGGUGGUGGACGAGGACAAGGCGCUGGCUUUCGGCUUUGACCUGCUGGACCCGACCAAGAUCAUCCCCGAGGAGCUCGUUCCCAUCACGCCGCUGGGCCUCAUGAAGCUGGAUCGCAACCCGACCAACUACUUUGCCGAGACGGAGCAGAUCAUGUUCCAGCCCGGCCACGUUGUGCGCGGCAUCGACUUCUCCGAGGAUCCUCUGCUGCAGGGCCGCCUCUUCUCCUACCUCGACACCCAGCUGAACCGCAACGGCGGCCCCAACUUUGAGCAGCUGCCCAUCAACAUGCCGCGUGCCCCCAUCCACAACAACAACCGCGACGGCGCUGGGCAGACCUUUAUUCACACCAACAUCUAUCCCUACUCUCCCAACACGCUGAACAAGGGCUACCCCCUGCAAGCCAACCAGACCAGCGGCCGCGGGUUCUUCACGGCGCCGGGCCGGCGUGUCACGGGCGAGCUCCUCCGGGAGCUCUCGCCCACGUUCAACGACCACUGGUCGCAGCCGCGCCUCUUCUACAACUCGCUCAAGCCGGUGGAGCAGCAGUUCCUGAUCAACGCGAUCCGGUUCGAGACGAGCCACAUCCGGUCGACGACGGUCAAGCAGAACGUGCUGGCGCAGCUCAACCGGGUCAGCCACGACGUGGCGGUGCGGGUGGCGGCGGCGCUGGGGCUGGAGGCGCCGGCGCCGGACGACACGUACUACCACGACAACAAGACGGCGGGCCUGUCCAUCUUCGGCGAGCCGUUGCCGACCAUCAAGACGCUGCGGGUGGGCGUGCUGGCGAGCGUGCAGAAGAACAGCAGCGCGCUGGCGCAGGCCGGCCGGCUCAAGGCGGCGCUCGAGAAGGACGGGCUCGUGGUGACGGUCGUGGGCGAGUCGCUGGCCGAGGGCGUCGACCAGACCUACUCGGCCGCCGACGCGACCGCGUUCGACGCGGUCAUCGUGGCCGAGGGCGCCGAGCGUCUGUUCGCCGCCGCCGCGGCCUCGUCCCCGCUCUUCCCGGCCGGGCGCCCCGGCCAGAUCCUGCUCGACGCCUACCGCUGGGGCAAGCCCGUCGGUGUGAUCGGCAAGGCCGAGGGCGCCUACAAGAGCGCGGGCGUGCCGGUCGGCGGCAAGGGCGUGUACACCGCCGCCGGGGUGGACGCGAUCGUCAAGGAUCUCGAGGAGGGUCUGAAGACAUUUAGGUUUACGGACCGGUUCCCGCUUGACAACUAAAUCUUGGAGUAAUUCUACUCCCAUUUAAUAAUAGGUAAUGGUUUAUGAUGUGAUGAGAUGAAAAAGGGGGAGUAGGGGGAAGUAGGGGGGGUAGAAGAUGAGGCGGCUCGAAGAUACCUAUUGUGUCAGUCAUGGUUUCGAGAGAGAUCACAACUGAAUCAAUAGAAACACGCAGUUUCAAGGAU